Molecule: messenger RNA, 771 nt
Organism: Parnassius mnemosyne (clouded apollo)
Lineage: Eukaryota; Metazoa; Arthropoda; Insecta; Lepidoptera; Papilionidae
Source: the annotation of a GenBank genome assembly
AUGGGAAAGGGGGACAAUCAAAUGCUUGCAUUUAUAUUCCCGGAUACAUAUGAUGAAGAGAUUCAAGUUGAUCAAAUAAACUCUUUCAUUAAAAGGCUAGAUGAAAUGCUUCCUGUUAUAGGACCCCCUCUUAAAACUGAGGAGACAUGGGUAUCAAGACACUUCUACCUUUAUGGCAAAUAUCCUGUUCUUUAUGGUGCUCCUCUCACAAUGUCCUGGAAAAGAUCAUGUCGGCUGUUCUGGUGUUGCAAUGAAGAUUAUCCAACUAUAGAAUCUAGCCUGUCCUCCUUGGCUGCAAAUCUAUUUUCAGCGGUAGCAUCAGAUAACAGAACCCAAGUACUCUUUUAUAUUUACAUGUUUGAAUGUGUAGGAUGUUUUCAAAAUAAUAUAAGGAGGCCUUAUCUUCAACAUUGUCCGUUUCCUCAAUUAAUGAAGAGAAACCCACGAUUAACUGUUAAGACAGAUGAUGUAGCUCCUAAAACAGUUUCUGUAUUAUCUCCAAUUACUGCAGAGUCAAUAAUUCAACCUAGUGAGUUGUAUUGGGGACUUCUAUUAUGUCCCCGAACAUUAGGGGGUUAUCCAAUAGUUCUAUAUCCAUCUAUUCUUGUAAAAGGAUUUCCAGAUCAAUUGUCAUAUGAUAUAGCUACUAUCUCUGCUUAUUAUAAAACAAGCAACAGGGAAAAUCAAGAGUCUCCUUCAAAGGGCAUUGAACCCAUACCUCUCAACUCAUCUCAAUUACGAUGUUUUAUCCAUGAACCCAGAAGCAAUUAA